This is a messenger RNA of Bemisia tabaci, 1528 nucleotides long. The record is from RefSeq and is a predicted model, not a curated record. Lineage: Eukaryota; Metazoa; Arthropoda; Insecta; Hemiptera; Aleyrodidae.
UAUCUUAUCUCCAACGCUCCUGCAUUACCUGCAUUAGUGAGGAUGAGUUAUUCCAACGAUCACAGUUUUUUUAUUCAAGCUUGUGACAACCAACAGUUUCAACCCAUCGCAUCAGAGUGUAAGAAGGAAUCAAAUUACCAAUUAUUAAGCUCUUUCAUCAGCGAUGCCGUCAACACUUCCCCGCAAUCAGUGAGCCCACACGGCCAUCCCCGGCAAUUCCCUCCGAUAAACAUCCUCUUUAGAGUCCUCUUAGAUUCCACGAAGAGGUAAUCAUUCAAAACUCUAGAAUCGUUUUCGCUAGAGGUGAUACACCUGUUUAAAAAUGGAGGAAGUAAUUAGCACAUGCGAGCCCCUGGUCGCACUCAUAGUCGGAGUGACAGGAAUGACCGGCGUGAGCCUAGCAGAAACUUUGAAAAGCCCUCAAGCCCCCGGAGGCCCAUGGAAGGUCUACGGCUCCGCUCUUCGUCCGAAACCCGCCUGGUUCUCAUCUUCCCUCCUCGACGAUUACAUCGCCUUCGACGCCACCAGCAACGAAGACACCGCCGCGAAGCUCGGCCCGAUAUCAGCCGAAGUGACUCACGUCUUCUGGGUCGCCAUCCAAGUCCGUGAGAACGAGGAAGCCAAUGUCCUAGCCAACGCUACCAUGUUGGCAAACGUUCUCACCGUACUCCAGUCGAACCCGUUAUCCAGGCUCAGCCACAUCACUCUCCAGACAGGCACGCAACACUACAUGGGACCGGUCCACGACCCGACGCACUCGGCCUUUCUUCUACCCCACGAACCGCCGUUUGUUGAAGACUCACCCCGUCUACCCUACCCGAAUUUCUAUUACGCUUUGGAGGACAUUGUAGCAUCUUUCGUUCCAAAGUUAACGUACUCGGUUCACCGUGCGUCUCUUGUCCUUGGAGCCUCGUCCAGGAGUGCUUACAACGCGUUGCUUACACUGUCGACCUACGCUGUGAUUUGUCGCUACCAGGGUCUCCCUUUCCGGUUCCCCGGCACGCGGUACACGUGGGAGCAUUUUUGUGACAUGUCCGAUGCCCGGGUCCUCGCGGAGCAACACGUGUGGGCGGCAGUGACGCCGCAGGCUAAAAACCAAGCCUUCAAUUGCGCCAACGGUGAUGUGUUCACUUGGAAAAGCGUGUGGAAGGUGUUGUGUGACCUGUUCGAUGUUGAGUUCGUCCCGUUCGAGGAGCAGCAUGAGAAGUUUGAUUUUGUGGGCACGAUGGCGAAGAAGGGGAAGGUUUGGGAGGAGAUAGUGGAAACGCACGGGUUGCACGAGACCAAGCUGGAGGAGAUCACGUGUGCUGCUGGGAUGUAUAAUAUUCUGCACUUCGAGUUUCAACACGUGUGUAGUAUGAAUAAGAGUAGGGAGUUCGGAUUCUUUGGCUAUGCGAACACGUUGAAAAAUAUCCGGGUUUGGGUCGAGAGAUUGAGGAAAAUGAAAAUUUUACCUUGAAUUUUUGGUUUGUUUUUGUAUGGAUCUCAAGUUUUCUGUAAGAAUGAUAAUAAACGUGUGCAUCAAAUA